Astyanax mexicanus (Mexican tetra) is the source of this 2624-nucleotide messenger RNA. It is a transcript of the gene sprn2, whose product is annotated as shadow of prion protein 2. The record is from RefSeq and is a predicted model, not a curated record. The transcript is spliced from 2 exons. NCBI's taxonomy places the organism in Eukaryota, Metazoa, Chordata, Actinopteri, Characiformes, Acestrorhamphidae. The coding region runs from base 194 to 628 and encodes 144 amino acids.
GGUACCAGCAGCCCCUCCGCCACAGCACUGCUAUUGUUCUGGUGCUGAGCCGUGAUUGGCUGCUGUGUGUUGAUUGACAGCUGUGGGGGCGGGACAGUGAGGGUGUGGAUUGGAUUUACACUGAAGAGACAGAUCAGCUCGUGACCAGAGAGAGAGGAGCAUCAGAUUAUCAGACAGGUGAGAUCAGGUGAUCAUGCUGGGACGCCGGACGCUGACGCUGGUUUGGGUGUGGAUGUUGCUGGUGGCCUCUCUCUGCCCCUGGGCGUCUGGGAAGAAAGGGGGCAUGUUCGGUGGGCGGGGAAAAGGCGUAGGGAUGGGAGGCAAGACUCCGCCCACUCAGAGCAAGGGUUCCUCUAAGCAGGGGCUGAAGAUGGCCGGGGCGGCGGCUGCUGGUGCGAUCGGCGGGGCGGCUAUCGGCUACGGCCUCGGCUCUCUGGGAAGACCAAGGUACGGUCACGGCUACGGUUAUGACUACUCCGAAGAGGACAGGCGGUACCACCACCCCGACGGACCGGGGUACUACAACCGCUCUGAUCUGAGGUACUAUAAGGGUGGAGGCAGCUCAGGGCCCAUCCUGAACACCCUGCUCAUAAUCGGAUCGGUGCUUAGCAUCUUCAUGUUGGGCUGAAACGAACUUGAGGUGUCGCUAUGCUAACAUCAAUCAUCUGAUGAUCAUCGGAGCUGCAGAAAGCCAACUAUAGAAACUAUAAUAACUGUAAUAAAGGUAAUCAUACGCUGGAACAGGGUUGAGAUUUAAGAGGCGUGGCCUAAUGGACAGACGGUAAGGGUGAUGAUGUCAGGUGCUGAUUGUCUGUAGGAUAGCAUUCAAUAGCAUUCAAUGCUAAAGUACUCAAAGCAAAAAUGCAUCUAAUCAAUUCUUCUAUAUCUUUAACUUAGUGCCUAUAAACUUAAAGAACUAGUUUGGUAAUGACGUACAAUAUCAUGUUUGAUCUAUGAUCCCAAAAUCAGUUGAUUAGUUAAGAAAGGUUUGGUGUCUGAUGUGUAGAGGUGGGUCAGCAUGCUAAUGAAGAAAGCCCCCUCACUUUCCUUGCUGUGGAGAUCUGCGUAAGUGCAGCAGCCAGAGCAAGCCAAAAAAAAUCUACAUUUUUGCAUUAUUAAUCCAUUAAUAAUGUUUUUAACAGAUUUCUGAAGCAAAUGUAUUACAUUUCCGUGGGCUGGUGUUUGCAGGGAUGAGGUGGGUGAUUUUUUGUCUAAAUCCAGUGUUAGCUCAGCUCAGAUACCAAAACAAAACUCAAAAUUAAUCAACUGAAUCUGGGUUUACAGAUUAAUCAUAAAACGUAUGUUGAUUAUAAGUUGUUUUAGUGACCUGCUCUUAAAAUCUGCUCAAAAGCAUUGCAUAAAGACCUAUUUCCAUGCCAAAAAGAAAUAUAUAGUCAUGUAUUUAUCAAUAUGUGAAAUACAUUUCAAAUGCAUUUUAAAUAUAUUUUAAAAUUAUAUAAUCGUUGCACUAUAUUACGAAAUAAUGCAUAUUUUGGCCACAUUUUCAAAUAUAUUAAAUAUACAAAUACAUUUAAUUGAAUACAUUUAUAUAUAUUUCUAUUCACAUGGGUUUUCUUAUCAGUGAGGCACUAUUGUAAGAACAUUUUUGUAACUUUUCAGUAAUUCAUUUUUUACUAAUUCAGGUUUCUUUGCUGUUUAAAUUCAUUAUAGAGUGGAAAUGUUUAAGCUUAAAAUUAGUGAACGCUUAUGUUGUGUAUUGACUAGCAUCAAUGCUAAUAGCAUGAAGACAUUAAAUGCAGUGUACUGAUUUGCCUAAAUCUAUUUUUAAAUCUUUUCUUUUCAGGCGUUAAUUUGGGUAAUAAAGUUAAGCUCUCAAAAAAACUCUUCAGUUUAGUAACUUAAGUCCCCUAUGUAGGCAAUAGGGAACAAAGCAUGAGAUAUUCAGACAGACCCAAAGUGGCCCAGUUAUUUAGAAGGUGGUAAAGUGCAGGGCACAAUCUAACACAUCUGUAAACAUAAUUAACAGUUAAAAUGACCUUAAAAACUGUUGUAGACAACAUUACCACCCACAGUGGACAGAGCAGUAGGGGGUAAUGAUGGGGACCGGCAGCUUCUGGCGAGAAUAGUCCAGUGCAGGAGACCACGCAUACAUAUCAUGGCAAAAGUCACGGAACGCGAGGUAGGCUUUUGGUUAUUAUUUAUAUAUAUUUAACAAAUACACCAAAAUAACAUGUACAUGAAUAUAAUCAAAUAUUCAGCAGUCAGUCAAGCUGAGGAGCUGAAAUUGAACAGAAAAUUGAACUGAAAGUUUAGAAGAAAGAAAUCCUAUUUAUUUUACUAUUUUGUACUGUUUUAAUUUCUCACUGUGUUAUAAGAGUGUGAAUAUGAUGUGAUGGAUUAUUUCUGCUGGUUUAAUGUUUUUAUAUUUGCCAGUGAUGUUCUUAAAGGGCUGAUUUUACAGUGAUUUUUUGCAAAUAUAUGUUAUUUUUAUGCUCUGAUUAUUAUUAUUAUUAUUAUUAUUAUUAUUAUUAUUAUAAUGGUUGCUGCCGUGAUAUAAUGCAGUUAGUUAUUAUUCUUGUGGUUAUAAUGUGCAGUAGGAUGGUGUGUAUGUGUGUUAUUAAUGAUGUUUUUGCUCAGACUGAAUAAACACUGAUGAGCUCUGA